Molecule: messenger RNA, 1026 nt
Organism: Plasmodium relictum
Lineage: Eukaryota; Apicomplexa; Aconoidasida; Haemosporida; Plasmodiidae
Product: conserved Plasmodium protein, unknown function
Exons: 7
Coding region: 1-1026 (341 amino acids)
Source: RefSeq, a predicted model, not a curated record
AUGUUACAGUUAUUAAAAAAAUUAUAUAUUGCUUUCAUCAUUAUUUUUUUCUUUCAAUGGAAAAUAACUAGUUCUCUUAAUAAUCGUCAUUUUAAGAUUAGAAAAUACAACACAAAAAUAUUAAGUGACUUCUUAAACUUAGAUACAAGAUUAUUGAAUAAUUAUGCGUUUUUAAAAACUUAUAAAAAAAAAAAAAUUUUAUCAAAAACAAAAAAGAUAAGAAGUAUUAAUGAAAAUGAAGAGGAUAAUCUUGGGGUUGAAAUAGAAGAUCUUAUAAAAGACAUAGAAAAGGGCAAAUUUGGUGAGGAUUCCUUAAAAUUGUUUAGGAAAAUUGAAAAUAGAAGCAAAAUAAAAGAGGAAGAAGAAAAGAAGAGAAUGGAAAAACAAGAAAAAGAAAUAAAUAUGUACAAAGUAGAUGAUGUAAUAAAGAACACAGAUGAUAAGUUAAAAAAAUGUGUUAGAAGUGCAUUCUCUAGUACUGAUAAAAGUGAAAUAGAAGAUCCUGAUAUAAAAAAAGAGCACAAUAUUAUGAACAAAAUUGGUGAAACAUUCGAUGAAGUAAUGGAUGAUAAUUACCCAAAUGAAGAAUUAAAUAUCUCAAAAAUACAUAAAAAAAUUAAUUCUAUGAAAGAUAACUUAGAUAAUCCAUUUAAAGAUGCUGCUAAAACUUUGUUAAAGUAUAAAGGUUUGUUGCAUAUACCAUUUGAAAAAAAUCUUUUAUUAAAUAAGAAUUACUUCCAUUGGAGAGAAUCAUUGGAUUAUAUAGAGUGCUAUAUUCCUAUUUUUCAUGAAACUAAUAAUAAGGAUAUAGUAUUUUAUUUUAAAAAUGAUUAUAUUAAGUUGGAAAUUAUUAGAGAUAGUGAUAAAAUACUUUUAUUAGAUCAUAAGUUAUGUGGAAAAAUAGAUUAUGCUGAUACGUAUUGGGUAAUAACUAAUGAUUAUAUAGUUAAUGAAAAACACAUAAAUUUAAUUAUGCCUAAAUUAGGAAAUUAUCUUUAUAUAUGGGAAAAACUUUUACAAGAAUAA